This is a messenger RNA of Morus notabilis, 622 nucleotides long. Its product is annotated as cysteine-rich and transmembrane domain-containing protein WIH2. The record is from RefSeq and is a predicted model, not a curated record. Bases 122 to 415 code for a protein of 97 amino acids. The transcript is spliced from 3 exons. NCBI's taxonomy places the organism in Eukaryota, Viridiplantae, Streptophyta, Magnoliopsida, Rosales, Moraceae.
AAACAAACACAUUUUAUCAUUUCAUAUUAUUAUCGGAGGUUAACCAACUUCUCUGAAAGAAAGUCUUCCCUCCAUAUCAUCUUCCUCCAAAUCCAUUCCUCUUCUGUCUCUGAAUCCAACAAUGAGUUACCCUCCUCCAGGUUACGGAUCGCCACCAUAUCAACACCAGCAUCAUCCACCACCGCCGGGAUACCCAUCAGCGCCGCCGCGUCCGCCGUACGAAGGAGGGUAUCAAGGGUAUUUCCACCCACCUCCACCGCCUCCCCAACCGAAUUACGACCACUGUCAUUACGAUCAUCACCAUCACCAUGACCACCACGACGGUUGCUUUUCCUUUCUGCGAGGCUGUUUCGCAGCGCUUUGUUGUUGUUGCCUGUUGGAGGAACUCUGCUGCUGCUGCCGCUGCUGCCUGUGAUUAUCGAGUCUUUAUUAGGCAGCAACCGCGUUUUCUUAACUCUUUGCUCUUCUUCUGGAGAAAGAAGUGCAUCCUAUGCUAUUUUAUAUACCACCUCGCGUAUUUUACACCUUAAUGUGGGGCGGUUUAUUGGGAAUUCUCUGUACUAUGUUCAUUUUUCUCAAUUUGCCUAAAAAGGAUUCAAUGUAAGGGAUACAUAUUUUGACA